GGAACAAGAAGAAUAUACCAGAUUUUUCAGCAGUGCCAUAUCCAGAUUCCUAAAAUAAGAUACAAGAAAUCCAAUCAGGUAGAUAAAUGACAAUGGAACCAAAGAUCACCUUAUAUAAAGAACCUAACUUUGCAGGCGAUUUUAAAGUAUUAUCGGAGGGUUGUGAAAAAUUGGUAGAUGUAGGAUUUCCUGAUGGUGCAUCAAGUGUCAAGGUGGAAAGUGGAGUAUGGAUAUUGUACAAAAAUGAAGACUACAAAGGGGAUAUCUGUGUAGUUAUAGAUAAAGGACAGGAGACCAAAUGUUCUAUAUCCUCAUUAAAGCCUUUAGAGAAUGCAGAAGUCGAUUUAUCUGUGCAUCCAAAGUGUACGAUUUAUCAGCAUCAUUUUACUGGAAGGUCAUCUACUCAUACACAGGAUGCUUCAAACCUGGGAAACUUGAACAAUGAUGCAUCUUCCAUAAGAGUACAGAGUGGAGCAUGGGUUGCAUAUGAAGAUGGUAAUUUCGGCGGUAAACAGACACUGUUCCUGCGAGGAUACCAUAAACAUGAUACCUUUGCAAAGUGGUAUCCCGGAUAUGGAAAAUUUCCAAAUGACAGGUUUUCUUCGAUUAAAGCACUACCAAUUAAAAUUAAAAUAAAAAAGCAACCAAAGAUCUCCUUAUACAAAGAUCCUAAUCACACGGACACACUUAAAACAUUCACGACUGCUUCUGAUAACUUGGAUAAAAGUGUCCUUAUUGAAAGUGGAGUAUGGAUAUUGUACGAUCACGUCAACUAUGAAGGUGAUAUCAACGUAGUAAUGGAAGGGGACAAGUUGACUGACUUCAAAUAUUCCUCGAUAAAACCUUUGAAAUAUGAUUUCACGGAGGAUCCAAAGUGUACGAUCUUUGAACAUGAUUUAGACGUAGGCGAAGAUCACACAUUGACAGAGGAGGUUCAAAACUUGGAGAAAAAACAUAUGACAGACGUAUCUUCUAUAAGGGUACACAGUGGAGCGUGGGUUAGCUAUGAAGGAGCUGAUUUCAAGGGUAAACAGACACUGUUUCUACGAGGAGACCAUGAGGCUUCUACCUUUCAGCAAAAAAAUCCCGGAUAUGGAAAGUUUACAAACGACAAAUUUGUUUCACUUAAAGCCGUACAAAUUAAACCCAAGCUGCCAAUGAUCACCUUAUAUGAUCAACCAGAUUUUAUGGGAGUAUCUGAAACAUACACAAAGAAGCAGGAAGCCUUGAAAGUUGCAUCAAGUGUAAUUGUAGAAAGUGGAGUAUGGGUAUUGGAACCUACAGAAAAGUUUCCAGGGGACAUUUGUGUAAUGAUGGAAGGAGACAGGAUAAACUUUGUGCAGUACAAUAAAAACGAGAAGUUUCAUGACUUCAAAAGCUCUAAAUUCGCAAUAAAGCCAUUAGAAUACGAUUUCUCUGAAGAACCCAAGUGUACGAUUUACGAACAUCAUUUCGUCGGCAAGUCAUUAGAGUUGAAAGCAAACACUCCAGAUCUGCGACAUAAAAACAUGAACGAUAUAGUGUCAUCUAUUAUAGUACACAGUGGAGCAUGGAUUGGAUUUGAAGCUGUGAAUUUCCGUAGUUUUCAGACCCUGUAUCUUCCAGGAAAACAUGUACUUUCAUCCACAGAAGGAAAAUUUAGAAAUGACACACUUUCUUCUCUUAGAGCUAUACAAAUAGUUCCACCCGUGAUGCCUGUUAUUGUUGACAAAAUAGAGUUUCAUCUGGACCAAAGAAAACAUAAGGAAACCCCGGUCACUGUAUUUUCAUGGAGGCAGAAAAACAAUACAAACACUGACCAGAAGUUAUCGAUCACCAAGGACAAAUCUAUAAGAAGAGAAGAUACAUACGAGUUCCGCUGGAACCAAGGAACAAGGGUAUCAUUAAAUGUUUCGCACAAACUCUCUGUCCCCAAACCCGCCUUCGGAUUUAAAGGAGGACCGGAAACAACUAUUUCACUAGGAGUUGAAACGUGGUACGACAUUGGAUCGACAAAAGGAAAUAAAACCGCCAAAGAAGAGACCUGGAAAGUUCAUUAUCCGACAUCAAUAGCACCUAAAACUGAAUUAACGCUGACUUCGACCAUAACAGAAUCCAACUUGGAUGUUCCAUUCACAGCAAGUCUUCACCAAGGAGACAAGAAAUGGGAGGAGACAGGUACUUACUUUGGAGUACAGUACUUUGGUUUUGUUACAGAAUUCGACGAAAAAUUUGUCUAAACUAUUGCAGUGGAAUAUAAUGUUUUUCCAUUGAAACAACACAACUUUGUGUUUGCUUUUUGAAAGUAUUGACAUACUUAAUUUGCGUUUUGUUUAAUUAAUUCAUAAUAUUUCAAUUAAUCUUUGAUAUCUUUUAUUCUAUUGAUUAAUACCAUGUCGUCUUUGCUAAUUAAAAUGUGCUGUCUGUUUUUAAAAAUCAUCUUACAUUACCAUAAUGUUAUUACAUCCUUUUUUCAAAUACGACACACUCGUCGUCUUAACUGAGAUUUUCACUUUACAGCACAUCGUAUAUUAAGAUAAUUGAAAUCGCCUAUUAAUAAAUUGUUGUUGUAAAUGUUGGUAGGUGAUAGUCUGCCUUUCAACUACUAUGUAUACAGAAAGAAAAGAGGAAUACUAAUUGUAUCACAAAUAACAUUAAUAAGACUAAAUAAUUGGCCUGACAGAUUUUAUUCAUUAAUACAAAAAGUUUUUAUUUUAAAUUAUCAUCAAUACCCUAUUUCCCCUAUGUGAUCCACAUAACUAUGGCAACAUCUCAAGUCUUAGAUAUCCGCUAGUAUACCAAACAUAGUUUCGUAUUGAAAUUUAGAAGAUCAAAUCUAACCAAAAUUGGACCUUUUUGAAUCUUAUGAUUUGUGAAACCACAUUGAAGCACAUAAAAUAGGAAAGUAGCUAUAAACAGCCCAGUAGUCAGAACUUCUGUUAUCAUUGAUAUGGUCAUAAUUACAAAUAAACUGUUUACGAAACUUUGAAUUGUUCAAAAUACUAAGGAUUUUCUACCCCAGGAAUAAAUUACCAUAGUUGUAUUGGGCAAAACAUUCUUUAAUUUUGAGUCCUAAAUGCUCGUCAACACCGUUUUUCAUUUGGCCUAUUUAAAUUUUUGUUUCGAGCUAAAAUCAGCUGAAAGACAAUGAUGAGUCAUUUGUAAAUGAAACGAGCUUCUGGCGUACAAAAUUUUGAUCCUGUUAUCUAUGAUGCGUUUAUUUCUGAUGUGCCUCGUUUUGGUAGUAAUUAGUUACAUACAGAAACGUGAUAGUUACAAAGAGAGACUGCCACUAGGGAACAUGUUUUGAUGAAGGGUUUUUAAAAAUUCGUAAUUAAAGCCCUAUUAGUAAUCACCCUGAAAAAAAAUUGUCCCCGAAGUGCUUAGUCGAACAAUCUUAUCACUUAGCCACAGCUUAUAAUUGUUAAAGAGUGGUGAAAGACACCAGAGUGACUUUCAAACUCAUAAGUUGAAAAUAAUCUGACAACACCAUGGCAAAAAACCAAAAAAAAGAUCAAAAGAGACAUACAAUGAUACACAUGCGAAUGAUAUUAAUCUUUAAACUCGCAUAUUAAUCUGUACGAGCCAGAGGUUGAAUCGUGGUUCUUCAUAGUGAUAGUUUCACUUUGGUUUCAACCGAUCGAUACACUCUGCAUAAAACGUCUAGGUUAUUAAUAGUAAUUAUAGUUGAUUUGAAGGAUUUCAUUGAUAAAACUUGGUCAAAUCACUUCGAAAUUAAUAAAGUCCGAGGGAAUUUCUGUAAACAAUAUUUAUAAAAGACUGAUUCUUCAUAGCAGAACACUACAUAAAGAUACAUAUGAUUACUCCCAAUCAGUUCUACAUUGUUCCAAUGAACUGCACUAAAUGUAUGUCUAGAUAAAAAAAACCACUUACAUCAGUAUAACUAUUUUAACUGUGGAUGAUGAAACAUUCAUUGAAAAUUGCAACUUGAAGAACUUGUUAUUACUCAAAACUGGUUACUGUUCAUACUUUUGAUGAAAUAUGCUUCAAGUCUUAAACGCAUAUUUUGCUUGAUUAUUAUUUAAAUUUCUCAAUUGAGAUCUUUGUCAAUAUAACAACAAGCAGAAAAAUAAUAAAAGCUAUUACUACGCAC
This is a messenger RNA of Mytilus californianus (California mussel), 4093 nucleotides long. RefSeq names its product very large A-kinase anchor protein-like. Gene Ontology annotation, molecular function: structural constituent of eye lens. The record is from RefSeq and is a predicted model, not a curated record. The transcript has 19 exons. Lineage: Eukaryota; Metazoa; Mollusca; Bivalvia; Mytilida; Mytilidae. The coding region runs from base 87 to 2219 and encodes 710 amino acids. Gene Ontology annotation, biological process: visual perception; lens development in camera-type eye.